AUGGCUAAGGCAGAGAGCAGCCUCCCAAACUCCAGAUGGUCUCUGAAAGGAAUGACUGCCCUCGUCACCGGUGGCACUCGUGGAAUUGGGUAUGCCGUAGUGGAAGAGCUAGCUGGGUUUGGUGCGGCUGUGCACACCUGUUCUCGGAACGAAGCAGAACUUCACAAGUGCUUAAAGGAAUGGGAGGGUAAGGGCUUUCUGGUCACUGGGUCUGUUUGUGAUGCCUCGUCUAAAACCGAGAGAGAAAAGCUCGUGCAGCAAGUGGCUUCUUCUUUCAAUGGCAAGCUCAACAUACUUGUAAACAAUGUUGGGACAAACAUCAGGAAGCCAACUACUGAGUACACUUCUGAAGAAUAUUCAAUACUCAUGGCUACCAACUUAGAAUCCACAUACCAUCUUUCCCAACUUGCACAUCCUCUUUUGAGAGCAUCUGGAGCAGGAAGCAUUGUGUUUAUAUCCUCUGUUGCUGGCUUGGUGGGCAUAGGCUCUGGGACCAUUUAUGCAGCAAGUAAAGCUGCAAUUAAUCAGCUUACAAAAAACCUGGCUUGUGAAUGGGCAAAAGACAAUAUCAGGAGCAAUUCUGUUUGCCCUUGGUAUACCAGAACCUCACUUGUGGAACAUUUGUUGGGUAACAAGGAAUUUUUGGAAGAGAUAACCUCACGUACCCCUAUUGAUCGUGUAGCAGAACCUGAGGAGGUCUCAUCUCUGGUAGCCUUCCUCUGCCUACCUGCUGCUUCUUACAUCACUGGACAGAUUAUUUCUGUUGAUGGAGGAAUGACUGUGAACAGUUUUAAUUUUAACCCCAGUAGGCGGCCAUGUUGA
This is a messenger RNA of Prunus armeniaca (apricot), 822 nucleotides long. The record is from the annotation of a GenBank genome assembly. NCBI's taxonomy places the organism in Eukaryota, Viridiplantae, Streptophyta, Magnoliopsida, Rosales, Rosaceae.